AUGAAGGUAACUAAAAGUAAAAGAAAUAGAAGGAUUGUUGAGUUUUAUAAGACUUUACACAGUCUCACUGAACCUUAUAGAGUACUAGUGGACGGUAGCUUCGUGUUCGCUGCUCUGAAGAAUAAGAUACACAUCAAGGAGCAGUUGCCGAUCCUUCUAGGAGGGUCCGCCGUACCAUACGUUUCCAACUGUAUUUUGAAUGAACUGAAGAACAUGGGCGAGGACCUCAGUGGAGCCGUGCUUGUAGUGAAGCAUUACCAAAAGUAG
This is a messenger RNA of Theileria orientalis strain Shintoku, 267 nucleotides long. RefSeq lists its product as uncharacterized. Gene Ontology annotation, molecular function: small ribosomal subunit rRNA binding. Bases 1 to 267 code for a protein of 88 amino acids. Gene Ontology annotation, cellular component: small-subunit processome; nucleolus. The transcript is spliced from 3 exons. Lineage: Eukaryota; Apicomplexa; Aconoidasida; Piroplasmida; Theileriidae. The record is from RefSeq and is a predicted model, not a curated record.